CCGCACACUAUCUGUUUGCGAUUAUCACGACGAACACGCGCUGCACAAUACCCCAACCACAUACAAGAUCCGACUUGCUUGGUAGCGACACUCAACAUGGACACAGACAUGGACUUCGAUGCAGGCACCUCUAGCCUGCAACCUGCAUUCGAGCCGCAACCUCAGGCACCUCCUCAAGUGCUGGAUGAGGGCCGAAAGAUGCUUGAUCUUGUUUUCGUGCAGGACUGCACAGGAUCCCAGGGAAGCUACAUCUCCUCCGCAACCAAGAACAUCGAGGAGAUUUGUAGUCACAUCUACGAGUCUGGGAAGCUCCAAACGCGCGAGGACCUCCGCAUCGGCCUCAUCGCGUACCGCGACCAUCCGCCACAGGACCACACAUACGUUACGAAGAACUUUGGAUUCUCGUCGGACGUCUCUAAGGUGCACAAGGAUCUGUCAGGCCUGUACGCAUCAGGGGGCGGAGAUGGACCCGAGGCCGUCACCGCGGCACUGGCGGAUGCGCUUCGGAUGGAAUGGCGGCCUGCCGCGAGCAAGAUGGUCGUGCUCAUCGCGGACGCACCACCACACGGCAUUGGAGAGUACGGCGAUGGGUUCGACGAAGGUUCGCCGGAUGGGAACGACCCGCUGCAGAUUGCCCGGACCAUGGCGCAGCAGGGAAUCACUCUCUUCUUCGUUGCGUGCGAGCCCGCGCUCAGCGGCUACUCUUAUGCAACCGAUUUCUACCAGGCUCUGACGAACAUCACGUCGGGCCUCAUGCUCCCGCUGACGACUGCAGAUCUGUUGACGCAUGCUAUCGUCGGGAGCGUGCUCGAGAACCUCGACAUGGAGCGCCUCGUGCGUGAGGUUGGCCAAGCCGUGUCCCAACGGAUAUUGGGCAACCAUGAGAGCGUGGAUGAUGUCGCGCGAGAACUCCAUGAGCGGCUGCUGCUCCGCAAUGAGAGCACGAAGAAAGUCGUCAUCGAGAGUAUCUACCGUGAAUCCGAAGAGGCGAAGCACAACGUGAGCAUCUACAUGAAUGCCCCAACCCUCGCGGAGGCAAGGCCACACCUAAAGAGGGUCCCUGGAACACGGUUCACCGACAAGUACCUGCACGCACGGAUGUCUUCGUCGCGGAGUUCGUACUACGGCUCGCCAUAUCUGCCCGCGCGACCCGCCGCCGAGAAGACGUCUCCGGUGAAGCCUGUUGCGCCCGCUUCGCCGCCAAGGAAGGUUGUGUCGGAUUUCAAGGCGUUCGGUGCGUCGCCGACAGCGAGCGUGUUCGGCACCGCGGUGCAGUCCACGCCGUUCUCGUUAGCCGGCGGCAAGGCAGCGUUCGGUGCACUCCGCGGGAACGGGCGGACGACGGCGUUCGACGAUGACGAAGACGAAGACGACAGUGACGGCCGGCAACGCGUGGAGCUCCGGGAAGACUCCAUCACGCUCGACCAGGCGCGGCGGAUCGCCAUGCAGAGUGCGUGGAGAAGUACCCGCGUAUGAGCCUGGCCUGCGCGCUGUGGCCUGCGCGCUCCUGUUUGCAGGCCUGGGGGCGCCCCGUCGCUUGCCGUCGCAUCUGUACAUUGUGUAUAUCCACCCAGCAUCGUGCGUAGUCAUUCCCCGCUGUCUCCUUUUACCCGCGGUUGUCCCGGCAGUCGAUCCUCUGGGUCACAGCCCGCGUGCGCCGCUUUCGAGUCUCGCUGAUCAUGCUGUGUUUCUCUUCUCAGUGGCCUGGGACCGCCCGGGGGCCCGUCUUGUAUCUCAUCGUUUUCCCGCUUGCGUUGAAC
This is a messenger RNA of Trametes versicolor FP-101664 SS1, 1760 nucleotides long. RefSeq lists its product as uncharacterized. The transcript has 7 exons. Gene Ontology annotation, molecular function: protein serine/threonine kinase activity. Lineage: Eukaryota; Fungi; Basidiomycota; Agaricomycetes; Polyporales; Polyporaceae. Gene Ontology annotation, cellular component: cytoplasm. Gene Ontology annotation, biological process: peptidyl-threonine phosphorylation. The record is from RefSeq and is a predicted model, not a curated record. Bases 97 to 1476 code for a protein of 459 amino acids.